AUGUCUUCCGCGACAAUCAAUUUGCCAAAUGGCAGCGCGUACGAACAACCAAUUGGCUUGUUCAUCAACAAUGAGUUCGUGCAAGGAACGGGAGAAGAAUUCGAGGUCGUCGAUCCUGCCUGCGACAAGCCGAUUCUGAGUGUGCGAGGUGCUUCGCUCAAAGACGUGGACACUGCGGUCGAAGCUGCCAGAGAGGCAUUCGACAGCGGACCUUGGUCGGAUCUGACUCCAAAGGAGCGCUCUACAAUCCUCUUCAAACUCGCAUCUAUCUUGGACCGCGAGAGGAAUCUCCUAGCUGCCAUCGAUGCUUACGAUCUAGGAAAGCCGUACGAAGCUGCGCUCGCUGGGGAUUUGGAUGAGACUGUCAACGUUUUUGAGUAUUAUGCUGGCUGGGCUGACAAGAUUGACGGCAAGCAGAUCGAUACCUCAGCAGAGAAACUUUGCUACACAAUCCAAGAGCCACUGGGUGUGUGUGCCCAGAUCAUCCCGUGGAACUUCCCAGUCAUGAUGCUUGCCUGGAAAGUUGCUCCAGCACUAGCCUGCGGGAAUGUGGUGGUUUUGAAGCCAGCAGAACAGACUCCGCUAUCAGCCAUGUACUUUGGCAACUUGGUGAAAGAGGCCGGGAUCCCUAAGGGUGUCGUGAACAUCAUCCCAGGACUGGGCUCGGUCACUGGCAAAACUCUGGCAGAGCACGAGAGAGUGGACAAAAUUGCCUUCACCGGCAGCACAGCCACCGGUAAAUCCAUUAUGCGAUCUGCGGCCGCAAAUCUGAAAAAUGUCACUCUUGAGUGUGGUGGCAAAUCUCCUCUAAUCGUCUUCGAGGAUGCUGAGAUGGAAAAUGCCGUCCAAUGGGCGCAUACUGGAAUUAUGGACAACUCGGGCCAGGUUUGUACAUCGACAUCCAGAAUCUACGUGCACGAAAGCCGAUAUGAGGAAUUUACAAAAGCCUUUGUGCAGCACACGGAGCGGAAUGCAAAAGUCGGAGCGCCUUUUGAGGCUGGAGUCAACCACGGACCACAAGUCUCCCGAGCACAAUUCGACAAGGUGCUUAAUUAUCUGGAACAAGGCAAGCAGGAAGGAGCCCGGGCGGUGACGGGAGGUGCCAAAAUCGAUCGGGAUGGGUACUUCGUCCAGCCAACCGUCUUUGUCGAUGCUUCCGAAGAUUCAACGAUCAUCCGCGAAGAGAUAUUCGGCCCAGUCGUGACUAUCAGCAAAUUCAAAGAUGAUGCUGAUGCGGUUGCGAAGGCGAACAACACUUCGUAUGGACUCGCUGCAGCACUCUUCACCGAAAAGAUCUCGCGAGCCCACAAGGUAGCGCGAAAGCUUAGAGCCGGCAUGGUAUGGAUCAAUUCGAGCGGAGACUCGCACUAUGGGAUUCCAUUUGGGGGCUUCAAGUCCUCGGGCAUUGGCCGAGAGCUUGGGUCGUACGCUUUAGAUGCAUACACGCAGACAAAGGCCGUGCAUGUGAAUCUCGCUAUCUGAGCUCUUAGGCCAGGCCAUGGAAUUGGUCCAAGCAUAGAAAGCCAAAGACCGUUUCCUGCCAUUGGUAGUGCGCGAACACACGCUGUGGAGUGCUGUCGAGUUUCCGGAG
Cercospora beticola is the source of this 1591-nucleotide messenger RNA. RefSeq lists its product as uncharacterized. NCBI's taxonomy places the organism in Eukaryota, Fungi, Ascomycota, Dothideomycetes, Mycosphaerellales, Mycosphaerellaceae. Gene Ontology annotation, molecular function: aldehyde dehydrogenase (NAD+) activity. The record is from RefSeq and is a predicted model, not a curated record.